AUGGUGGACCUUUCGUAUGAAUCUCUUCUAGAUGUCUGUGUCUCAGCUGCAAUGACUUCGGUUAGGAAUAUGAAUUAUGAUCAGAUAGGGGAAUUGCUAAAUGAUGAUGGUGAUAAAAAAAUUGAUGAUAUCAUUGAUAACAUAUCACAGGUCCGAACUUUACCUACUGAACGUGAAAUGGGUCUUGUACAGAAUAAAUCACUUGCUGAAUGGAAUUUGUCACAAGAACCUAAGAUUGAAGAAGCUAAAAAGCAAUUACGAACUACUUAUGAAGAAGCCGUCAAGAUUAAGGAGGAAGUGAUGGAGCUUAAAGAAAAACUUAAUUCUUUGUCGGAAGAAAGAUCGUUGGAUACAUCGAGUGCACUUCUACAAGCUGCUGCUCAGUCUGCUGAUGACGAGAGCGAAGCGAUCGCUGAUCGAUAUUUAAGCGGUGAAAUGGAAGUUGAUCAGUUUCUGAAAGAAUUCAUUGAGAAGAAGACUCUUGCUCAUAUGAGAAAAAUCAAAUCCGACAAGCUGUUAGCAAUUAUGCAGCAGCAGCAAUAUCCACAGCAGCCGAGUUCAAAUUUCAAAACAACGACACCAUACCCCACAAAAGGUAGUGGACUGUACGCACAGCUUGUUAAUCUACCAUCAUCCCGUCAGUCAUUCUGGUACUGA
Molecule: messenger RNA, 657 nt
Organism: Cercopithifilaria johnstoni
Lineage: Eukaryota; Metazoa; Nematoda; Chromadorea; Rhabditida; Onchocercidae
Source: the annotation of a GenBank genome assembly